Messenger RNA from Paramecium sonneborni, 1760 nucleotides. The record is from the annotation of a GenBank genome assembly. NCBI's taxonomy places the organism in Eukaryota, Ciliophora, Oligohymenophorea, Peniculida, Parameciidae.
AUGAAUAAAAUCUUUAUUAUUGGUUUGAUUCUUGGUGUAAGCCUCUGUUAAUAAAGAACAGUUAUUGAUAGAUUGUAAGGCACUUAAGUUGUGGAAGAGAGAGAAGAUGAAACUAUAUAUAAUAUUCAUUAUUUUGAUAAUGAAGACCCAAAAGAAAAAUAUGAACAAUUGAUGAAUAAUUUGUUGAGUUUAAGUAAGUAUUUAUUUAAUUAAGAUCAAACACAACUUUUAACUUGUAAAAAGAGUGACAGUCAUGAAUUUUUUGGCAUGUCAUUUCAAAAUGUUGGAAGAAUUAACAAUGAUAUAAGAAAUAUAAAACUUAAAUAAUUCGAUGAUGAUUGUUACACUUCCAUGAAAGUGAGUUAUGAAUUUAAUGAUGCAGAAAACAGUGUUUAAGUGACCUUUAUUCCUGGAAAAUAUAAAAAUGGAAAAGAAUGCUCAGAAUUCUAUAUGAUUGGAACAACUUUAAAUUAUAACAUAGUAAAAGUUAAGAAAGGUAAAACAUUUUUUAUAUAAAUUUAUAUAGAAUAAGAUCAUAGAAUUUAUUUCCGUUUUAAAAAUGAAUAACAAAAGUAAGCAUUUAGAUUGGCUGGAGCUUAUAUUUUUAAAACAUGUGAUCAUUUUGAUUAUUGGAUAGGAGAUUUGUUAACAACAAUUGAAUUAUUUUUUGGUGGAUUUUCAGCAAAUCCUUAUUUAGGAUCAGUUUUUGGUAGUUAUCCUCCAAAUUGGAUGAUAAGAUCAAAUAUUGAAUUUAUUGAGAAAGCAACAGGAUAUAGAUGGUAAGAGAGACCAAAUGUUGAUGUUGAUUGGUCAGAAGAAGAAGUUCAUUAAGGAGAUUUUUUGGCAAUUACAAGAUUUGAUGGAUUAGAUUAAAUAAUAGAAUGGGGAACAGGUAGUAGAUCAGGACAUAGUGCAGUAAUAUUUGAAAUAGAUGGUGAAAAAUGGGUAGUAGAAUCAUAAGAUGCAUGGUAUUGGCCUAAAAAGAAUAUUUAAAAGAAUAAAUGGGAAGAUUGGAAAGUAUAUGCUAAAAAUGCAGGAUUUAAUGUUGCAAUAUUACCAUUAAGUCCAGAAAAAAGAGCAUAAUGGGAUUAAGAAGGAGCAUUAAAAUUUUGGAAUUUUAUGGAAGGAUAACCAUAUGGUUAUCAUAAUUUUAUAUUUGGGUGGAUAGAUACACCAAGAGAUAAUUAUCCAACUUUACUAAGCGCUGAAUUAGCUACUUAUAUAUUUUCAUUUAUAGAGAAAUUUGCUCCAAGUAUAUCAUCUAAAAUGAUUGGAGAAGGAUUAAAUAAGAGAUUAGGAACUGAAGGUUUAACAAUCCCUGAAAUUACAAUAGAAGCAGCAAAAAGAGGAAUAGAAAUUGUAUAUUAAUUAUAUAUAAAAUAAGGCUGAAUUAUAUGCAAUGGUAGAGAAAGAUGAAUGGAUUUAUAGUGAUGGACCAAGUUAAGUUUGCUCUUCUUUUGUUAUUGGAUUAUAUAAAGCAGCUGGUUUAUUUGGAUAAUAUCAUGUAGAAGCAACAGAGUAAUUUAAUUUUAGUAUUUUAUAGAUUUACUCCUAAAGAUGUUUAUUAAUUGAAUUUCUUUGAUAAGAAUUAUGUUGUUCCUGAAAAAUGUAAAAAAAAUGAUCCUGAUUUACCAUAUUGUUAAAUUAUGGGUACACAUAGAAUGGAACUUGAUGGAUAUAAUACUAUUGAUCCUUAUGAACAUAUGAAUGAAAGAUGUCCAAGUUAAGCUCCUUCUUAUUUCAGACCAGAUGAUUGUUGA